Messenger RNA from Wasmannia auropunctata (little fire ant), 1470 nucleotides. RefSeq lists its product as uncharacterized. NCBI's taxonomy places the organism in Eukaryota, Metazoa, Arthropoda, Insecta, Hymenoptera, Formicidae. The record is from RefSeq and is a predicted model, not a curated record. Bases 220 to 1470 code for a protein of 416 amino acids. The transcript has 5 exons.
CGCGAGCUCAUGCAAGUUUGUGCCGGUUCGUCCUUCGUACGAGUUCAGAGUUGUCUGGAGUUGUCUACCGCGUGCUCGGCUAUUCGCGACGUUGAUAGAACGGGAGGACAAAGUGACAAACUUGAAACGUGGACGAGUGACACGCGGAUUGCGGAUUGUCUUCUAUUUAUUCGCCUUUAGACGCGUUUACUUGCCACGGGAAUCGUACUCGAGCGAGACAUGAAGAAAAGCUUCACGCAGUGGCGCGAUGACUCCUCGAGUUACCGCGUCGAGGGCGAUUCCGUCGUCAUCUCCGACAGCGACGAGGAGGAUGUCGCCGGCAGUUCGAGAGAGAUUGACGAACGAGUAAUCAUCGACGAGAGCUACGAACUUGACAGUACCAACACGAUCGAAAACUCAACGCCAAAAAGAGAUAAACUCAGUAAUGAUGAUGAUACGCCAAUAGUUCACCGAUUCAGAAAUAGUAAAAGGAUAAAUAGAUUAGAUUUUUCUGAGGACAGUGAACAGACCAAUGACUAUGAAGAUAACGAAGAAUAUCAUACGAUUAGUGACUUCAACAAUUCCGAUUCAGAUUCUUACCUUUCACCGAUUAAAAACAAGGGUAAAAAAAGAAAAGACCUUACUCGUGAUAAUACCCGAGAAGACAUAAAAGAAUUAAAACCCAAUUCUUCUAGUGAUUCUCUAAUGAAUUUUAUUAAUAUUGAUGAUUUACACGAUCAAAAUAAUACUGACCAUAAAAUAGCAGACGUGGAGAAUAAUAAAGCACUUCUUGAUGUACCUGUGACUAUCGAGCUUGAUUCAGAUUCUACUUCUGGACAAAAUAGCGAUUCGGAAUUUGCAGCAUCUUUUGCAAAACAAGAAAUUGGUGUUGGAAAUAUCGAUCCGUUAAUAGCGCAGAAAAGAGCGAUUAUGGUUUGCAAAUUGGAGCAGCUUAAAAAUGAGUCUGUCAAAAUGAAGGUAAACAUGAGAUCCGACUAUAGUCGAGACAUUUGUCGACUGUUAGUCGGCUAUAAGUUGACAUUUAGUCUGACUUUGAAGUCGACUUUAGACUCCUUCUGCCGACUGACAGUCGACUUCGUGCUGUGUGGGCUAUUUGACAGUGGAGUUGAAUUUGACAUAUAUCCAUUUAUUUCCGUCGAUACAUUUGACGCGCUAAUCGAUAGUCUAGCUAGUUGCUUAUUCAUAGGUAUAAUCUAUAUAUCGUUGUUUACUGAUAAAGCGGCCGUUGAGGUAGAGGAAGAGAGGAUCCUCUCUGGUAGAGGUAUCCUUCUCCGACAUGGCUCUGAUUCAUGGAGCGUCCAACUCGCGACCAAUCAGGAAGCACGCGCAUGCGCAGUGGAUGAAAAACACCAGAGGCACAGACAUCCAGGGCCACGAGGAAAACCGACGACCCAACACACAAAAAUACCUCAAUCCUCUACCGAUUUGAUGCAAGAAUUCAAACCAAUUAAUGAAAAAGCAAGCAUAUAA